This is a messenger RNA of Fusarium proliferatum ET1, 1329 nucleotides long. RefSeq lists its product as uncharacterized. The record is from RefSeq and is a predicted model, not a curated record. NCBI's taxonomy places the organism in Eukaryota, Fungi, Ascomycota, Sordariomycetes, Hypocreales, Nectriaceae. The transcript has 2 exons. Gene Ontology annotation, cellular component: Set1C/COMPASS complex. Gene Ontology annotation, biological process: positive regulation of DNA-templated transcription. The coding region runs from base 1 to 1329 and encodes 442 amino acids.
AUGGAACAAACCACCCCAACAAUAGGACAAAGCGAAGACUCUCGCUCUGAGCUCUUUGAAAAUGACACAAAGAGCGAAACGGUUGCUGAGAGUACCCCUCAACCUCUGUCAGAUGCCAACCCCGCCUCCUCCAACUCACCUUCACAUCCUCCUUCUACAUCUGCAGAACUUAACAACAUGGCCGCUCACACAGCUUCAAAGAAGAAGGGCACCGCUUCGACAGUUAAGAAGACGCCUAAGCGAUCAAAGAAAACAGGGGGGCCAAGGGCGGCGAAAAGAGCCAAACCCACGCGGUCAGGUUCCGCGGGAGAUGCCCAUGAAUCGGCAGGAUCCGAACUCGAGGAAUCCGACCAUGGGCCAUAUUGCCUAUGCCGGGGGGCAGACGACCACCGGUGGAUGAUAUGUUGCGAAAAUUGCGAGGAUUGGUUCCACGGAGAAUGUAUCAACAUGAACAAAGAGGUUGGCGAAAAUCUGAUCGAAAAGUUCAUCUGUCCACUCUGCACGAACGAGAGCCUCACAACUUUGUAUAAGAAAACAUGCGCCUUGGGCGGAUGUAGGAAGGCGGCUCGAAUAGCCCAGGGGGAGAAGAGCGUGUUCUGUUCCAACGAGCAUGCACAAACAUGGUGGGAGCGCAUGGUAUCCAAACUUCCCAAGGCAAAGGGAAAAGGAGGAGUUAACGACCAGCUUACCCAGGAGGAAUUUAUGGCGCUCCUUCAAGGUGGUCUUUCAGGAACUGACGAAGAAGGGCUUUGGAGGCUGGUCAGGGCACCAUUUGCAGGCCAAGAGUCCAACGUUACAAACGGAACUGACAAAGAAAAUUCGGAUCAGAUGCACCUCUCUGCGGAGGAGAAAGAGUAUCUCGAAAGUGCAGCCGCAGCACGCUUCCACUUGGCCGAGGAGACAGUUCUCUGCCACAAAAUGCUCACUCUCUUGGAGUUCGCACACGAGCGACGGCAAGCUGCAAUUACUGCCGGCCGCUUCAAGGAAGAUAUCUGCGGAUACGAUGAACGUCUUGACAGUAUUGGUGCCCGGGACGCUUUUGAAGCGUUUGCAAAGUCGCCAGAAGGCGAGGCUAUCUUCAAAGCGUCCCGAAUGAGCGAUCCUCUAGGAGAAGGCGACGAAGUUCGCGGUAUGUGUGAGCGCAAGCGUUGCAAGUUUCAUGGUGGAUGGUAUAAGAUGCUUUCAUUGGGUCUCAAGCAUCAGAUUCGGGAAAUGGCAACACAGGCCGAUGAGGUUGGAGAAGAAGAGAAGGCUAUGCGCCAAGCCGCAAAGGAUAGAUGGAGGCGGAAGCAGUCAGAAAAGAACUGGGUUGAGGUUCUGGAUGGUUGA